This is a messenger RNA of Meyerozyma guilliermondii ATCC 6260, 1230 nucleotides long. Its product is annotated as zinc-binding alcohol dehydrogenase family protein. Lineage: Eukaryota; Fungi; Ascomycota; Pichiomycetes; Serinales; Debaryomycetaceae. The transcript has a single exon. The record is from RefSeq and is a predicted model, not a curated record. The coding region runs from base 1 to 1230 and encodes 409 amino acids. Gene Ontology annotation, molecular function: oxidoreductase activity, acting on NAD(P)H.
AUGACAGUGAACAGAGGAGCAGUGAUAACUGGCUCGAGAAACUUGGAUAAUCUUGUAUCUAUCAAAGAGACACCUUACCCCACAUUAGAAGAUGAUAUGAUCAUUGUGAAAACGGUGGCGUAUGCUGUCAAUCCCACCGACUGGAAACAUAUUCUUCCGGAACUGUUCGUAUCACACUUGACAACCAACAUUUUCAAAAAGUUUGCUUUUGGUAUUUACCCACUUGAAUGUCUUUUUGGUUAUGUUGGUUCCAAUGUGGGGUACUACUUUGGUAAAACUGGCACAUAUUUUUCUCAACGAGGUAACGUUGUGGGUUCUGAUGUUAGUGGAAUUGUGGAGGAAGUUGGCAAAAAGGUAACAAAUUUCAAAAAGGGCGAUGUAGUUGCAGCAUCUCUUCAUGGAGGUAUUAACAAAAACGGUGGUUUUGCAGACCAUGUUAAGGUUAGCCCCAAUGGUGCUAUUAAGCUCUCGCUGUUACUGUUGCUGGAGACUCCACUUGAGCCCGGCAAGUAUCCAGGCUCACAAAUUAAUUCGUUUGAAGCCGCCGCUGCUUUACCUGUGGGUCUCAAAACUGCCGGAAUGAGUUUUCACUAUAAUCUUGGAAUUCCUCCCCGUAAAGAAGAAAACGAAGACGAUUAUCUUUUGAUUUGGGGAGGUGCAACUGCCACGGGAAUGUUGGCCAUCCAGGUUGCCAAAUUGGUCUAUGGUAUCAAAGUGAUUACCACCGCUUCCAAGAGGCACCACGACGCAUUGAAGCAGUUGGGUGCUGACAAGACAUUCGAUUACAACGAUUCCGACGUAAUUGAGCAAUUGAAGAGAGCUGGUGGAAACAGAAUCAAAUACGCUUUGGAUUGUGUUUCGUCUGCGCAAACAUUUCAAUCGGUUUACGAUGCCACUGAAGGCGCCGAGUAUGCGCACAUCGAUAAUCUUUUGUUCUUGGAUGAAAAAUCAAUAAAAACCAAGAAAGGACGCAAAGUCAAGUUUGCUCACACGGAUGGGUAUAUCAUCGAUGGCAGAGUACAUUUUGGUGCCAAGGCUUCGCCAGAAAUGAUGGAAGCAUUUUCUGAUUUCUGGAACUCGCACCUUCCUUCGAUCUUGGGAAAAAUCAAGACAGCGCCAUUGGAGGUGUUGCCCAGGGGCCUCAAGUCCGCAAAUGAGGGUUUGAAGUUGUUGGUGGAGAAUAAAGUCAACGGAAGAAAGGUGGUGUUCAGAAACGACCACGAACUAUAA